GCAGCAGCGGCGCUACCGGCGUGCAGCACCGCAACGAGGCAAAAGGCCGAUGCCGGCCGCAUAAUUACGAAGCGCUCGGUACCAAGAUUUAAUACCCACACUUUGUUGUUAUUUCCUGUCUUGUCUUGUUCGAAUGGUAGUUUAGCCGGUGAACUGAGCAACAAGGCACACUAUGGAGCAUACGCAGGUCCAUCGAGGGUAUACGGUGACGCUGGUGGUUGAGCCGCCGGUGCCGCUGGAGUCUGUGCCGGACAGGAAGUUCUUCACGUACAACGAGGCGAUAAGAGGAGCUGUUAGGCUACACGUCCUCAAGGAUCUGCCGCUCAAGGACAUCCAGGUGAAGGUGUGCGGUGUGUCGAGCACGGAGGUCAUUGAUGAUAUCCGGCUGUCUAACGGGAAGAAGCGGGAGUGCCACGAGGUGAUGAGCCAUGAAGUGUUCUACGACGUGGUUACACUGUUCCCUCCUGCAAACGUGAAGCAGGUUUCUCAGAAUGACAAGUUCUCACUGACGAGUGGUGACUACGAGUACCAGUUUGAAAUCACGCUUCCCUUCAAGCCUCACUGUGCGAAUGAAGGCUCCAGACAAACAGCCAACUACGUAUCGAACCCGUAUGAAACAGGGUGGAGGAAAGACGGGCAUCACGUCACUUCAUCAGGGAUCAUCCACGAUGGCAAUUCUCCAUUGCCACCAAGCUUUUACGCGUGCUCAUUCCAAGGAGAGGCUAAAGUCUAUUACACUAUCAAGGUGUCGGUACAUAGGCCUGGUGUGUUCCAGAGAUCUUCAAGAUUGAUUUUACCAAUAACUGUUAAACCCCCUGGACCCUUAUCACAUGUCAGGUCUAUGAUAUCGGCUAAAAGGUCGUUUUCUAAACAGUACGUUGUGAAAUUGGCCAUCGACCCAACGUCUUUAUCGUUGACCUCAACGAUCAACAGUUUCCUGACUAAUACUACAGUGCAGCACGUGCCGUUGAAGCUCAGGCUGGAAUUGGUCACACCGGAUACUCUAAUCCCUGGUUCUGAAUUCAAACCACUGUUACGUAUGCAAUUCGCACAUGAGCUUGAUGAACAGUUCCCACCUGUGUACGUCAAGAGCUUCAAGUUCAGCUUAACAAAGAGAGUCAGCAUGAGAACACACUCGUUUAAAACUGCAUUCUCUUCAGAUAUGCCAAUUCGUACAGUUACCGAGCCAUUCCUGUUACAAAUGGAUAAGCGUGUUGAAUAUCACGAUGCUGAAAGGCAAUACAAUACACAGCUGGACCUUUCCAAGCUUGUCCAGGCACAUUUUGACGUGCUCAAGAUCACUCCGAGUUUUAAAACUUGCAACAUGAAGGUACAAUAUUGUUUCUCUGUUGAGCUGGUGAUCGGUACCCAAUAUCAAGGACUGCGUGUUCUUUCAGACGAUAAGACCAUGAUGAUUCAUAACGAUGUGCUUGUGACUGGUCCUGUGGUGGAGGAGCUCGAGUACAGUCGUAUAUUUAACAAUUCCUUGGAUCUACCUCCUCCAAUUGACGACGAUGACGAUGAUCUUGAUGAAGGUGACGAUUUGAGAACGUUGUUUGGACAGGCUAACCCUUCGAGAAGACGCAGCUCAGCCUAUAGCAAAGACAGCGAAGAGCUUCCCCCAUACAGAGAGGCUUCAAACAGAAGGUAG
Messenger RNA from Williopsis jadinii, 1651 nucleotides. RefSeq lists its product as uncharacterized. Bases 173 to 1651 code for a protein of 492 amino acids. The record is from RefSeq and is a predicted model, not a curated record. Gene Ontology annotation, biological process: protein transport. The transcript has a single exon. Gene Ontology annotation, cellular component: cytoplasm. NCBI's taxonomy places the organism in Eukaryota, Fungi, Ascomycota, Saccharomycetes, Phaffomycetales, Wickerhamomycetaceae.